Aphis gossypii (cotton aphid) is the source of this 7783-nucleotide messenger RNA. It is a transcript of the gene shep, whose product is annotated as protein alan shepard. The coding region runs from base 956 to 2545 and encodes 529 amino acids. Gene Ontology annotation, cellular component: nucleus; cytosol; ribonucleoprotein complex. Gene Ontology annotation, molecular function: mRNA 3'-UTR binding; poly(A) binding; poly(U) RNA binding. The record is from RefSeq and is a predicted model, not a curated record. NCBI's taxonomy places the organism in Eukaryota, Metazoa, Arthropoda, Insecta, Hemiptera, Aphididae. The transcript is spliced from 13 exons.
UACCGCGACGACCGCUCGUUGGGCGUGUGUGCCGCGCGAUUGUGUGCGUCUCGGCAGUGUGUGCCCAUUGAGCGAGUGUGUCACCGUCGGGUGUUUGUGCGUGCGAGCGAGCGAGUGCGCGCGUGUGUGUGUGUGUGUGUGUGUGCGCGCGCGCACCGGCGUGUGCGAGUGUUUCCUUAUCCGCCGGCCGACGACGUGACGACGACGUCCGCGCCGCCGUUCAGCACGACGACGACGACGACGACGACGAGGACGACUAAUGCGACCGCAGACGACCCGACGGCGAUUAUUGUUAUUAUUAUUAUUAUUAUUAUUAUUAUUACUAUUAUUUAUUUUUCGCGAUAACCAUUCGGGCCGGUUACACACGUCCGUGCUAGCAAAAAAUAACGUUACCGAUUACCGUCGGUCAUCGACGUUCGUGCGUUUUUUGUUCGUUUUUGUUUUACCCCACAUUCACCGUCAUCGAUAACAGCGACCGAUUUGGAAUUUGUCUAUUUAUUUUGAUAUCAACAAUAUCGUCGUCAAUACACACACGCCGUUUUCGUCUACACGCACCUACCGCUCCGACGUCGCCAGAAGAGGGUUUUCGAUUUCCCAAAAGACCUAUGCUCGAGGCAGCACUCGUUGACCUUACUACAGCACGCCUGGUGCCUUCUUCUUCUUCUUCCACCGCAUACUUCGUCUAAAACAUAAGUACCUAUCGCGAUACGACUCCUCGAUGUACGUACAUUUACUCAAGUAAUCGUCUCAUGGUCACAGCUAUGUCUGGUACGAACAGCGGACACUACACACCGGAGGAACACGCCGUACUGAUUCGCAACAAGUCCUAUCUGUACACGCACGAGUAUAGAUAAUUAGCAGUAGCCAGUUGUUGUCUGCUGAUUGUUGCAGUGUCACUAGUCAACCAUAUCGAUUGAUAUUUUUUCUGUUUAGAAGUUUCCUAAAAGCCGUUUGAAUGCAAGUUGCAACGGUAAUGCAUCCCAUGCAACAUGCUGGAGGAGUGGCAACCUAUUAUGCUACUCCUAGGCCAACUCACCCACACUACUCAAGUGUAAACUACCACGAUUACAACGCAUCCUAUUCCAAGCGUGCGCAGUUGAGUUGCGGUUAUAACACUGCUGGCGGUAACCAAGGUUUAACGAACACGACCUUUGGUGGAAAAUCGGGCACAGUAUCUGGCCAUCACAGUGGCCCGCCCGGUAUGACCGGCAACUAUGCUAGUGGCGCCCCUACACAAUAUCAUCACAGAGCGACGGCCGGCUGGAACUCGGCUCCCUUACCUGCCCAACAGUAUCGAUACGGAACCGGUCCAGUAACGCAGACCACCAUGUCGCCGUACACGUCCUACAACCCCAAUCCGACAACCUACACCAACAGCAACAACAGAAUACCUACGGCCUCUUCCCCAGCUAACACCAAUAAUAGUAGUUCGAGCUCAAACACUAAUGGCGGAGCUUCGUUGCAAUCGUCUAAUCAGCCGACCACCAGUUCACCGUCGUCAGAAUGUCAAUCGGCCGCACCAGCACAGCAAUUGUCCAAGACCAACCUUUACAUACGCGGAUUGAACCAAAAUACAAUGGACAAGGAUUUGAUCACCAUGUGUUCGCAAUACGGCAACAUAGUUUCAACUAAAGCAAUAUUGGACAAGAAUACCAACAAGUGUUAUGGAUUUGUGGACUUCGAGUCGGGCUCGUGCGCUGAAGCCGCGGUCAAAGGUCUGCAAGCAAAAGGUGUCCAAGCCCAAAUGGCUAAAGUGGGUAUUCCAGUUCAACGUAGAGCGGCCACUCAGCAAGAACAAGAUCCUACCAACUUGUAUAUCGCCAACUUGCCACCGAAUUUCAAAGAGAAUGAUUUGGAUACGCUCUUGUCAAAGUUUGGUCAGGUAGUAUCAACUAGGAUUUUACGUGAUACAAAUAUGGUCAGCAAAGGAGUUGGAUUUGCUAGAAUGGACUCCAAGGAAAAAUGUGAACAAAUAAUUCAAAUGUUCAACGGCAAUCCAUUGCCAGGUUCUAAAGAACCGUUGCUAGUCAAAUUCGCCGAUAGUGGUCAAAAGAAAAGAAACCCUAGCUAUAGAUCAGACUCUCGUUUGUGGAGAGAAUCGGAGAACGGCGGAUGUAUGCGAUUUCCGGUACAGCACUAUAUGUUGCAGGGCUCACACGUCGGGUACGAAGCGGCCCACAACGGGCUGACCGGCUCGGCCGGCUCGCACGUCAUACCGGCCACCGCGCUCGCACAGUACGUCGGCCGGCACUACACCACGCAGGCGUUGCCUGCCCACGGAUACUCGAUCCCGGCGUCCACGUGGCUGCCUCAAUACGUGAUGCAGCCUGCUCCGCCACACCACCUGGCCCAGAUAGACACUCCUGUAUGUUGUCAGAUGAUUCAGCAAGCCGAUCCUGGAGCCGUUCAAUACGGUUCAGUUAUACCGCAACUCGCCACACACAUGUCUGCUUUACAGAUCGGAAAUGGAUCCUAUCCGUGUUUUAGUACGUGGCCGGCCCACACCCAGGUUAUCCGUACUACACCAGCGCUGCACCAAACAUAAUUCACACGGUUCCGAUUCAAUCUGAAGAACAUCCAUCAACAGCGGCUUCACCCGACGACUCCUAUCAACAUUACUCGCACAAAUAAACAACAAACAUCAUGCUAAACCAACCAAAAUCGAUAAAACAUAGUAGGUAACACCUCAUCUUAUUCCCCAACCCCCAAAGCUGUUUUUUUUCAUUUAAAUGUAUUUUUUUAAAUUAUUUAUUAGUUAUCUUGGCCAUUUCAAAAUUUAGUUAAAUUUGUUUAGUACUAAAAAAUAAGGAAAGCUUGGUGAAUAUUUGUAAAUAUUUAACCAGAAGUUGUAUAAAAAUAAUAGAAACUAUUAGUCACCUUGUUGAACUCCGUUGGGAAAAUAAAUUUUCAAAACACCGUUAUCGGCGCAGAGUAACAAGUUAACGGUAUAAUAUUUUAGACAAACAUAAAUUUUAGUUCAAUACAAAUUUAGCUCACUUGCGAUUUUACGUAGAAUAAUUAUUUUUAAUUCAUUAUUGUAUUAGGCACUUGUUUUAUUUGCCAUUCCUCCCAUACAAAUCUUACUGAAUCUUCUAUUGUAUGUUCCAAAUUGAUUUUUUUGCCCGACAAAAUGUCAUUUAUUUUGACAUGGAAUAGUUUUAAACAAGGCAUGUUAUCGUUUCACGAUUUAUUACGCCGAGUUUAGUUAUUUUUACUGGAAAAACAUUAAAUUUAUUUUAAUCGCUGCAUCGUUUAGACGUAAAAACUUUAAAACGAUUUUAUGUCUAAAUUGUGCAGUUUUUACUAAUUUAUUUUUAGAGUUAUUACAGUAAUAUUUACUGAACUUUAUGUUCUUAUAAUGAAAUGAGAAUACGUGUCUUAAUAAUAAAUUAUAAACGAUUAUCAAAAAAAAAAAACAAUAGCAAAUUCAUACGGUCCAAAAUAUAUGUACUUAUUUAUCAGUUCGUUAAAUUUGACGUUCGGCAUAAUAUCGACUAAAUUUACAGCAAUGAAUUAAAAAAACAAAAAAAAAACAAAAUAACAUUCAAUAAUUUCCAUAAUUUUGGUCCUAUGAAUAAUUGUUUUUGUAAAUUUUAAAUUAUUUUUGUUUAAGACAUGUUCAUUGAAAUUAUUAUUUAUAUUUUUGUUAUAUUGAAAUUAAUUUUUCGAUUUUUAAAAAAAUGUGUAUAAAGUUAAAAUUGUUUUGAGUUAUAAUUUUGUUUGUCGUUUGAGGUACCGUUUAUUUCUUGAAAUUUAACAGUUAUAUUUGUAUUAAGAAUUGUGUCUUUAAGUGUAUAACUUUUACACCCGUUGGUGACUUAACAUAAAAAUUUAAAAUUAAAUUAAAAAUGAAGCCUCCGGGUGUAUGUAAUUUUAAUUCGGUAAUAUGAAAUUUGCAAUACCUAAUCACGUUUCCGUUGACGGCGUUGACCCAUUCAGAAGUCAACUAUCGUGUUACAAAUACAAUUCACAAACGAAAUUAUAACGUGAAUAAUAAAAUAAUAAAAAUAAUAAUAAAAUAUUUAGGUUUAAGAAUAUUCAUUAAGUUAUUAAUAUUAACAAUAAUAUUUUUGUUUAAUAAGUAUAGUUACGUAGCCCAAUAUAAGUUUGAAUUAAUUUAUUGUCGCUUUGUCGACCACCCCUCCCCCAUCCAUCCCCUGUAGUAAACCAUCCAUUUUGUAUCCGUGUGACUGAAUUAUUUAUUUAUUUUUUUUUUUUUUUUGGUAAAUUUGUCUCCUUGAAAUUCUGUGAUACAUGUGUUAGUACAUGUCAGCGGUUAAUAGUCACUAAAAUGUUUUGUACCGUUUGAAAAAAAUGAUCUUUAAAACGAUACAUUUCAAAUUUUUAUUUUAAAUCUAAAAAAAUUAAAGAAUGUUUAUUUUUUUACCUUGACUUUUUUUAAAAGAAAAAAGAAAAGAGUUAUUUUUGUUUUUUUUUAUUAUUUUCAUAUUUUAUUUAUUUGUUUUUUAAAUUUCUUCUAUAGUAAAAAUCGACUGAUUUCGUCGUAUUUUAUUUAGCCUAUGCUUAUAACGUAGUUUUAUAGAAGGUAUAAAAAAGAUAAUGUGAUUUUUUCGUUAUUCGUCUAAAUUCUAAUAAUUAUUAUGACAACAGUAGUUGUAAAUAAUAUGUGUGCAAUGUGCAUGUGUGCGAAUGUUUUAUUUGUGUGUGAGCUGGCUAGAAAAAUAAUGGUAUUUAAUUCAUUAUCAUAUUCCGCUCGAUGAGGAAACUUAAUUUUUAGCACCGAUCAACGAUAAUGACAAAUUAACAACAAAAAUGGUUAUACUUAACUGAAUAUUUUCUCAAGACGCGGUCUCCUCCCCUAAAUCGAUCAGAGCCCGUACACGAAUAUCGACUUUUUAACUUUCACUAUAAAAUUUAGGCCACGAAAUAUUUUAUUUUAUUCAAUCCAAACUUUACAACAUAAAACACUAAUUAUCGGUAAAUCGUAAAAUCGGUUCUUACCCUCUUACCUAGCUAGUGGCUUUUUCAUACACCUUGUCACCUUUUGAAAUCGUCCACCGCAUACAAACGGCCUCAGUCCCUUCGAAGUCUCACGGCGACGACGACGACAGUGGCUCCACCACCACAAAGCACAGUUCACAUAAACAUAAAGUUACGAUAACUUUUCAUUUUUAUUCCUCUACGAUUUUCCUCCCUCUCUCCACGACGCGUUCAUCAGGUCGAUAUGUUUUUUAAUUUAAAAUAUUGUGUAUAAUUUAUAUAUAUAUAUAUAUAUAUUUGUAUAUAUAAGAAUAAUUUAAAAAAAAAAAUUCAAUAAUGAUUGUCCAACGAUUGUGAUUAGUGCUUAAAUAUUAUACGUCUGCUCUAUUAAUCCCAAAGAUAUUAUUGUAAAACCUCCGAGACCGUGCCUCAGUGCUCGUUUAAUAGUGGCACUAAAAAAAAUAUAUUAGGUUUAUUUAGUUUUUUUCUCUUUUUUUUCUUUUUCCUUUUCUUUGUCGUGAGUUAUAUAAAUUAUAAUUUUAUUUUUUUUGUUUGUUUCGUUUUUUUUUUUUUAUUAUUAUUAUUAUUUUUGAUGAGUAUAUAAAAUUUAUAUAAGACAAUUGAAUUAUGUGUAAAUACAUUUCAUACAACAUUUCAACGACACUUGGACGAUACCAUUGUAAUUGUGACACCUCUAUAAUAAUUGUACUGUUUGUUUGAUUUGACUGUAUUUCAUUCACAGUACAGUUCUUAUUAUUAUUUAUUUUUGUUUACUUACGAUUUUUAGAAAAUUGUCUUUACUUCAUGCGAAAAACGAUUUUCUUAGAGAAUUUCUGGGUUAACUAUGAAAUGAAAAUGUAUAUAUAUACGACUGUUCAAAUUUUACAGGGGUAUUUUUGUAUUCUGUCCCAUAAAAAAAAAAUAAAAAAAAAUAUUAAUAAAAAAUGUAAUAAUAAGACUUGGUUUCGCCUAAGCGCCUUUGUCUGAAUAAAACGUAUACAGUUUUAAAUGUGAUAUUUAGUACAUCGGUGUCUUCCCAGGACGCUAUUUGCACACGAUUAUUUGUGCUAAAGACAAAACGAAAAUUUCGAUUAAAAAAAAGUAAAUAAUUUUCCGCGAAUUCCGGACUUUCUUACCAUCGAUUUACUUACGUGCCUACUAGUUUUCCGCUCACACGAAAUGAUGUAGAGGUACGACCACUGCAGUAGACCAGACGACAUUAAAUUGAAGAUAAAACCAAAUAGAUAAUAAUGGAAAUAAAAAUAAAUAAAUUACAAAAUCUUGGUCUACGCCCGCGCCAAAUAUGAAAACAUUUCCGAUUCACGUACGAUGCUCGUAUGUAUAUUAUAAUGAUAUAUUAUUGUAUGAAUUCUGUUGCUUAUUGUUGACGUUUCUAAAUAAUGGUAGCACGUUAUAAAAUUCUGUAUAAUACGUAGAUCCUGUUCUGUUUAAAAAUUAAUAUUUUUUGUAAAAAACGUCUUUUGGCCAACGACCUAUUAUUGGCAUAAUAUGUACCUAAACGUAACGUCGAUCAUAACGCCUCAGCAUACAAUAAAAAAAUUAUAAUGUAUAUAUAUGUGUACAACAUUUCAACAAAAAAAAAAAUUAAGAUAUUAUAUAGGUCGUAAUACCUACGUUUAACAAUAUGAAUACAAUUCGUACGUUAUAAUAUGUAACGACUUAUUUUUAGUAUGUAAGUUUAAGUGUUAUUAUUAUGAUAAUGAUAAUGAUAUUAUGUUUACAUUAAUUAAAAGUCUAAUACUAAAUUCAUUUUUUUUCUGUAGCGUACUGCGCGUACGUUACACACGAUUAGCCUAUAAAUAUUUUAUAAUAUUAAGUAAUAAAUAAAAAUGGACGAUUGUUCAAAUGUUAUUUUAUCAAAGCUGUCUUAAACAUGGCUUGUUAUUAUUUUUGUUUUCGAAAAAAAAACAAUUUAGCUUAGCUUUAGUGUAAUAAGGUUUUUUUUUGCUUUUAAAUGUACGUCUUAAUUUAUAUUUAAGUUUAGUGAUAACGAUAAUAAUUUUAAUAAACAAAAAAAAAACUUGUAUCGAAAAUAAAAGGAAAAAAUAAUAUUAAUAAAACGUCGAAAGGAGAAAUAAUAAGUAAUAUAGUACAUAAUAAUAUAAUAUAUUUAUAUAUUAAGUAUGUGCGAACAAGAUGUUUGUACGUUGUGAUUGAGACUGCUGGUCCCCCCUCCCUAAAAUCGGUGGGUAAAGUUGCGUUAAAAGAUAAUAAUAAUAAUUUUAAUAAAAACAUAAAAAUAUUAAUGUGGAAAAAAAUAAGAGUCAACCAUAACAACUGGUACUCUCGGCUUAACUCAUUUAUAUCACCCGGUGUCUUGUAUUAUUAAUUGUGACUGAUCAUUGUUAUGUAGAAGGCCUUAGUUAUUAAGUCUUGCCGUAAUAUUUAUGUGUAUAGUUUAAUGAUUUUUCCUUGUAUGUUUUUUUUCUCCUUUCUGAUUUCGCCGAGUUAAAAAAUUGAUUAUUAUAAAUUAUUUAUUGAUUUUAUUUAAUAUUAUACGUACUAUAUAAUUUUUUUCUUUUAUCUAAUUUAUUUAUUUAUUUUACUAUUAUUCUUUUUUUUUUUGUAUAUUAUUGAACAAUUCUAUUUAAUAUUAUGUCUCAUUUAAAUGUAGGUAUCGUUUGUUCAUUUUUUUUUUUUUUUUUUUUUUGUUUUGUUUGUAUUGGGUUUGAUAAAUUUUGGCGUUGUUGCAUUUUAAGGAUAAGUUAUAUUAUAAUUAUUAAGUUUUUUUUCAUAGACUAAGACUACUAUUUGCGUGAUUGUGAAAAUAAAAUAAAAACAACAAAAAAAUGAAUAAAAACUAAAGUUAUUACGAAAUGGA